AUUACUUCAACGGUGUUUGACACUCACUAUUUUCUCCAGUUCAAUCGCGUUGGGUUCUCAAGCGUAAUGGCGACGUCGGUCCGACUAGCACCGAUCUCAAGCUUGGCGGUGUCACUCGACAUGCAUCUUGGGCGCGGGCGAGAAGUUACCGCUUCAUCCAACCCGCGAUGGGCUUCCGAGCGCCGCCAAUUCGAUCGAUCCUCACGCAAGACACGAGCUCCGUAUGCUCACAAUGUUGGCGCAAGCUUCUCCGACGGCCAACGCCCUGCCGACAGCCGUUUUCGAACAUGUCCUCGAGCCGACAUGCGGUCGCAGUAGGAAAGCGUAGGAAUUCGUUCAGCAAGGAUUACUUUUGGACAAACUCUACGCUUAGAGAAACUCUCGGGCAGUCGUUGGCGCGGUCAAGAAGGGAUAUUCAAAGCUCGAUCGCCUCGGCCAGGGUAGGGACAGCGGCACCUGCAAGAAGCCCUGAACAGCCUGAACAUGCAGAGACAUCCGAGGACGUGCUGCCGCACCGGCGGCGGAAGAGACGGCGGGAACUGGAAUCGACUGAGAACACAGAGCAGAGUUAUCCCAUUGCACUGGACGCAUCAGCACAAUUGGCAGACAUCUCCUCGAAGCUUCCCCAACGGUCGUUGAAACGAGUCUUCACGACCUAUCUCUCUUUAUCGAAACCCAGACUUUCCUUCCUAGUCGUGCUUACCGCCACCGCCGCAUACUCUCUAUACCCUGUGCCUGGCCUGCUUGCGCCGGCCGCAACCGCUACGCCUUCGCUAUCGACCCUUACUUUGUUCUUCCUCACCUCGGGAACAGCGUUAUGCUCGGCCUCGGCCAACGCUUUCAAUAUGCUCAUGGAGCCUGAGCAUGACGCAAAGAUGAGCCGUACGCGAAACCGCCCGCUCGUGCGCAAACUGAUCAGCACAAGAGGUGCCAUGGUAUUUGCUGUCGCAUGCGGAGCACUCGGCACUGGAGCCUUGUACUAUGGUGUCAACCCGACCACUGCCUUUCUGGGCUUUACGAAUAUCGUGCUAUACGCUGGCUGCUACACUCCAUUGAAACGCAUGCACGUACUCAACACCUGGAUUGGGGCUAUAGUGGGCGGUAUUCCUCCGCUAAUGGGUUGGACCGCGGCAGCAGGACAGUGUGCUCACGACGGUACAUGGCAGGAGUUGCUCUUUGGUGAAAAUAGCGCAGGAGGCUGGCUCUGCGCCGCACUUCUCUUCGCCUGGCAGUUCCCGCACUUCAAUUCUCUUUCAUGGUCCAUCCGCGAGGAAUACAAGUACGCAGGUUACCGCAUGCUGGCCUGGGUUAAUCCUGCGCAGAACGGCCGCGUGGCUCUCCGCUACGCUGUUCUCAUGUUCCCCGUCUGCAUCGGGCUGUCUCUCUGUGGAGUCACGGACAUGAGCUUCAUUGCCACGAGCAGCGUGGUAAAUGGUUGGAUGGUGUGGAAGGCCGUGGAUUUCUGGCGCGAACAGGGCCAUAAGGGAACUGCGAGAGGCCUGUUCUGGGCGAGUGUGUGGCAUCUACCGAUUGUGAUGGUGUUGGCUAUGGCGCAGAAGAAGGGACUGGGUGAGCGUGUAUACAGAAGCAUAUUCGGAUACGCGGAUGACGAGGACGACCUGUACUACGAAGUAGGGCAGUUUGAAGAGGAAGAAGAAAAGGUCAAGGCUGUUGUGGAACGAGGGAGCACUGCGUGAGCCCUUCACAUUCUUUCGUUACGAUAGUAGGUGGUUUCCAUGGGUCGUACUUGCCAUUCUUGCCUGCUCGGUCGAGGAGCCAAGCUGAUUGCUUUCCUAGACGUUGUCAAAUAGUAGCUGUAUCAUAUCAUGUACUGUUAUUGAGAUGAGUCUGGGCUAUUGUCUUGGGUGUUUCUUUGCAAUGUCCGCUCGAUCAUGUGCCAAUACGUCAUGGACUGUAGGUUAAAAAAUGAAACAAUAUAAUCAUCUUACGC
Molecule: messenger RNA, 1951 nt
Organism: Paraphaeosphaeria sporulosa
Lineage: Eukaryota; Fungi; Ascomycota; Dothideomycetes; Pleosporales; Didymosphaeriaceae
Product: mitochondria protoheme IX farnesyltransferase
Exons: 1
Coding region: 168-1697 (509 amino acids)
Biological process (GO): heme biosynthetic process
Cellular component (GO): mitochondrial membrane; mitochondrion
Molecular function (GO): protoheme IX farnesyltransferase activity
Source: RefSeq, a predicted model, not a curated record